This is a messenger RNA of Crotalus tigris (Tiger rattlesnake), 4825 nucleotides long. RefSeq names its product leucine carboxyl methyltransferase 2 (gene LCMT2). Gene Ontology annotation, molecular function: tRNA methyltransferase activity; protein binding. Lineage: Eukaryota; Metazoa; Chordata; Lepidosauria; Squamata; Viperidae. The transcript has 13 exons. Bases 11 to 2197 code for a protein of 728 amino acids. The record is from RefSeq and is a predicted model, not a curated record. Gene Ontology annotation, biological process: tRNA methylation; wybutosine biosynthetic process.
GAAAUCGGCCAUGCCGAGAAGGUCGUUCAGAGAGGAAGUUGGCUGCGGCCGUGGCCCGGAAGUCCGCCUGGGGCCGCAGCGAGAGGCGGCCGAGCACAUGGAGGGGCGGCGGCGGCGGCGGGGGGAAGGCGCCGGGGACGCGCGGCCCUCGGCUUCCUUCCCUUCCCCGCGAGUCAGCCGCACUGGCGACAGCAGCGCCGCCAGCAAGAGGUCCGCCGCCGCCCUGGGCUACACCUCGGACCGCUUCGUGCUGCAGCUGCUGCCCCGGGGCGGCCCGCGCCGCGCCCCCGCCAUCCACCGAGGCUACCACGUCCGGGCGCGAGCGGUGGAGCGGAGCGUGCGGGACUUCCUGCUGGGCACUCGGGGCCACUCGCGCAGCCAGGUGAUGUCGCUGGGCGCCGGCUGGGACUCGCUCUACUUCUGCCUGAAGGCGGCGGGGCUGCUGGCGGGAAGCGGCGGGCGGUUCUUCGAGGUGGACCUCCCGGAGGUGGCCUCCCGCAAAGCGGCCCUGAUCUCCGGCUCGGCGGAGCUGCGCGCCUUAGCGGGAGGCGGCGUCCCCGCGGCUCUCGGGAGCGUCAGGUUUUCCGGGGAAGAUUACCGGCUCCUGGGCGUGGAUCUCUCGGAACUGGCCCUGCUGGAGGGGGCCCUGCGUGACGCCGGCCUGGACCCCGCGUCGCCCACCCUGAUCCUUGCGGAGGUGGUCCUGCCCUACAUGGAGGUCGAGAGGUCAAAUGCUCUGAUUCAGUGGGCAGCCGGGCACUUUCUGAGCGCCUGGUUCAUUCUGUACGAGCAGAUUCAUCCCAGCGACCCGUUCGGCCAUAUCAUGCAAAAUCACUUCAGCCGCCUACAGUCUCCGCUCCGCUCCCUAACCACCUACCCAGACUGCAAGGCCCAACAGAUGCGCUUUCUCCAGAGGGGCUGGACGGAAUGCCACAUCAUGGACAUGAACGAGUUCUAUGGGCACUUUGUUCCAAGAGAAGAGCAGAAGAGGAUUCAAGCUCUGGAGCCCUUUGACGAAUUCGAGGAAUGGCACCUGAAGUGCUCCCAUUAUUUCAUCCUGGUCGCAUACAAGGGAGAGGCCGCCUUUGCACCUCCUGCAUUUUCCAGGACGGAAGGCCCCCCGGCUCACUGUGCCCCUUGCUUUGCUGGGACCGUGGCUGCGUCCCUCUGCGUAGCAGGUGGGGCAGUGGCUGGCCUGAAGCGCUACGGCCAUUGUUCGGUGCUUCUCGCCCCGGAUGUGAUUCUAACCGCUGGAGGUUUUGGGGACCACGGUGGGCGCCACUGCCGCCUGACUGAGCUGCAUAUGCUGGUCAAGCACGAGGAUGGUUGGAGAAGCGACAAGGUCAGGCUGGCCAAGCUAGGAACGGCCUGGGACGGGCGGCUUUUCCACACCAUGAACGUCCUGUGUUCGGGCUGGGCUGUCGUGCUCGGUGGCCGCAAGUCUCCAGUCAGCCCUGCUCUGCCACCCCUUCGCUUAAAGGUGCUGGCAGAUGCCGAUCCUUUGAGCCCCAGCAGUCCCAUCAUUGAGCUUGCUCUGCUGCCGCCUGUGGAGGGCCUCUCUGUGCCCCGCUGGAGACACACUGCCACCGAAGUCACCCAUGAAGGACAGGCUUACCUCUUUGUCUAUGGAGGCUGCAGUUCUGGGCAGUCAGUGCGAGCCGAUUGGUGUUUUCUGCUUUUGGAGGGGCUCCACUGCCAGCAGAUUCCAGUGGAGGGUCCCGUUCCAGCCGGCCGUCACUCGCACAGCGCCUGCAGCUGGGCAGGGGGGGUGCUCAUCGCUGGCGGCCUGGCAGCCUCUGAGGAGCCGCUGGGCAGCCUCCUGUUUCUGAAGCCAGCCGCAAGAGGCUUCCGGUGGCAUUCUCUCGAGACCUGCCCCCCGCUCACGCCCAGGUAUUCACACACAGCUCACGUGCACCGUGGGAAGCUUUUGCUCGUAGGUGGGGUCUGGCUGAGCCCUCCUUCGGUGCCAGGAGUUGCCGUGAUAGACCUGGCGACAAGGACCCUGGCGGAGUAUCGUGUUGACACAACGUUUCUGGAGUGGCCCCUGAUGUUACACAACCACAGCAGUGUCUUCGUGCCUGACAGGGAGGAGAUGAUUCUUAUUGGGGGGGGCGGAAACUGCUUCUCUUUUGGGACUCAUCUGAACUGGUCGCCUGUCCGCCUGGAUCUGAGCAGCAUCUGGACGGCUGGGCCUUGACAUCUUGUGGGUCAAGAGGACAGGAGAUGGGCCGAAGAAGCACUGGGUGAUACAGUGGACUGGACUCCUCGCGUUCAAGAACGUCCUCCGGCCCGGCCCGUUGGACACAGUGGCAGCUGCGCUCCUGCUCCAUGGGGAUAAUUCCAUGGGUGACCCCUGGCUGCUGGUGCAAGGGGUCCAGGCACAGGAGGUCACCCACCCUAAAAUGACCGGCCCUGCCUCCUGUGCUAGCCUCUGGACAGGGGCCACUGUCAGUAAGAGGGUCCGGUAGGUUUCUGGGGAAUGUUUACAGUUUCCUUCAUCUACCCUCUCAUCUGCUUCCCUGUGCCAACCUUCUUGUGCAGCAGCAUUUUCUACUGAUUUCAGCUGCCUGGAGGGAGCGACACUGACCAAAAGGGGUUUGUUCCCAGUGGAAAGCAAAGCCGUUUUCCUUCCAGGGGUGGACCUCUAUUGUAUAGGCCAUUCUGUGUUCAGUUCUGAGCCUCUGGGUUAUAUCCCAAAUAAUUGUAAUUAUUUCCUGCUAAGUAGGUAGCACUGUUCAUUUAAUAGCAGCAUAGAAAAUACAAGAUUUUGCUACAUUUGAAGGGAUCAGCUGCAGUGACAAAAAUCUAUUACUGAAGAACACAAACCAACACCAGCCAGUGGUGCUUAACACUCCACCUCCUGCUAUGUGGCUGCUGCUGCUGCUGCUGCUGCUGUUGGAAUCCAGGGAAGAAGCUCCUUGGCUUUCCUCCUAUUCUCCACCCAUCCUUAUUUUUGCAGUCGGCAACACCCACCGAGAGCCCAAAGGCACGGACAGCAUCCAUGUUGGGAGGAGUGGAGUUUCUCUUGAGUCUGUGUUAGUGUUCAAAAAAUGCCAUGGCCACUAGAUGGCGGUGUUUCUCACCCGAAGACCAAAGGCCUCCAGGGGAAAGCCGGAAGGGCUGCUGGAGGAUCCAAAGGGCUGGAUUUCUGCCUCCCAAUCGGGAGCAGCCAAUCGGAUCCCUUUUCUUGCUGAGUUGUGAUCUUAGCCACAGACUGCUACCUGGGUCAGCCACCAGUUAGCUCUCCAGGGGGCCCUGGCUGGGGUCUUGUAGCCCACUAUUCCCCAUCCGGCCAACCUCUUUCCAGCCUAGAAAGCUCUGCAGACUCCUGUAAAUCCUGAAGUUCCUGUUAACCACAGCUUGCUCAAUCACAGUUCAGCAUGUUGUGCAAACAGCCCUCACGGGGAGAAGAGCAGUCCUUCUCUGGAGGAUCUUGGCCUCACAGUCUUUGCCUUCCUUUGAAAAGGCGGCCAUCCCCUCCUCCCUGAAGUGUGCAAACUCUGUCCUAUUCCUGGGCAACACCCUUCCCACAGCUUCCUUAGCGCCCCCCCCCUUACUUCUCCACACAGGGGCUUGUGGCCCAAACGCCACCCUCCUCCCCAAGCCAGGUUGGAUUUGAACUCGGCCACACAGCCUGUUGCAAUAAGACUAGACUAGAAGCCAAGUUUCCUUUUGCUAGAAACCCGGCAGCGGCUUCUGCAGAUCUGUGGCCCCUGGAGCCCAUUGCUGAGAAAGCCUGCUGGGGCAAGGGGGAGGGGGAGUGUUUGGGCCAAAGGAAGCCAGUGCUUCCCGGCGGAAACGGCUCAGCUGCCUUUCUCUUCCUGUCUGGAAGGGAGGUGCUGGGUGGCAUCCUCUCCCUUUGUCCCGGGCAGCAGGGUAGGGUGGCCUGCUCAGACAGACAGGCCGGCCUCUGCGCCAGUCGGCUUUGCUCCCUCUCUGCUGGGCAAGGAGAUGAGGACCCCAGGGGGAUGAUCUCUGGGUUAGGAAUGAUCUGCAAGCAAGCAACCAGCCAAGCUCAGAGAGUGCCAAGGACUCCAUGGUCUUCUUCACACCACAUGCAUAACUCAGAAUAUUGUGUGAACCGUGCCAGUACAGGAGCAGAUUUUACCCAAAAUGUUAUCAGGACAAUUGUGGGUCGCCUUCAUAUAAACUGCAAAGCCUCAGUCAACUGCACGGCAGUGUCUCAGCCCCCCAUGCAGACACUUGCCCUGGGCCAUUCCAAAAAGAUGGCAGUGUAGCCCACCUCUUGCUGCCCUGCCGCCUCACUAGCCCUGUUCUUGUGGGAUGCUAGGCAGGGCUGGAGAAAAAGGCAGGGGCUGAUAUUCCGUACCCCACCCCAAUGAGCCCCCCACCCCCAAUCUGGCCAGGAGGGCUGAUGCACCUGCUUUUGAAAGCCUGAGACCUGGAGUAGCCCUGCUCUCAGAGAACCUUUGGGGGUGGCUGCUGUCUGGGAUCUUCUUUCCUCAUAUUCAGUAAUCCGAGGCUAUGCCAAGGUAACUGCCCAUGGAGCGAUUCCCAAGGAUGCCCUCCUAGCAGUCCGUAGAGCCCAGGCCCUCUUGGCUUGUGAAGGCAACCUGGGAAGGGACCAGGCGGUGCGUGCGUGCCAUGGUAUCAACCUCCUUGAGGGAAACCGUGCUGUGCGCGCUCCUGAACAGGCCGUCGCUGGGCCUCUUCCUCCUGGAUAACUAAGCCAGGUUCCAGCCUUUCCUUUUGGGGAAAAAGUGUGCAGAAAGUGGUUGAAUGGCAGUUGCAGAGGAUCUCGACCCGUUUCAGUCAGGCGUCAGACUGGAGAACAGUAUGGAGAUUAAAGUUGGCCAGACCUGUG